Pichia kudriavzevii is the source of this 597-nucleotide messenger RNA. RefSeq lists its product as uncharacterized. Bases 1 to 597 code for a protein of 198 amino acids. The record is from RefSeq and is a predicted model, not a curated record. The transcript has a single exon. Lineage: Eukaryota; Fungi; Ascomycota; Pichiomycetes; Pichiales; Pichiaceae.
AUGAAUCGGACGCUCCAGGUACUGCAGAGGUACAAUCCGACACAGCUGCUCCGCACAGGGCAUGACGCUUCCAAACAGAGUGUCUUUUCAUUGGGGAAGAGGCUGACCGAUGCGUUGGAACUGUAUCCUGUCAACCUCGUCCUGACCAACAGGACACGUGCACACGGGUACAACUUGAACAGAAUAGCGCAAGACAUCUACACGGUGAACAGCAGUGGCUGCAUGGGGGACGUCAACGAUCUUCCGACGCUGGUUGAUUACAAUGUCAUUGACGGCGAUUCGAACGCACUGCUAUUGGAGGCGUUCAAGGAACAGUACACUUGCAUUGACAUUGAGAUGGGGAAGUUGCUCGUGGUAUCGCUGUCGGAGAGAGAAAUGACGCAGAGCACCUCUUUCUUGGAGAGGCUGUGUCGAGACUACAAGGACGCAUAUACUAUGAAAGCGUGUAUUUUGAAUACCCACUGCUAUCCCUUCUUGAAAGAGGUGUCCAAGGACUCCAAGGACACUUUGAGUAGCAACAUGUAUCAGAUCGCCAAGGCCGGGCUGGUCUGUGUCCACAGACAUCCAAACGGUUCGCUGAUUUUGACCCAAAAGUAG